AAGAAUUGGAAGCUUGCGUCCACCAGGACUUCUUGCUUCUUCACAUUGCUUUGGGAAGGAUUGUUUUUUAAAUCUACAGAUUUCUCUUAAAGAAAACAAAGGCCAUGCGUGAUUUCGCCACCUUAACCCUCGUCUGCUGCCUGAUUUUAGUCAGUGUCUUCGAACACGCUGAAGCGCAAAGCUGCGGCCAACUGACGACUUGUACCUCCGCCUUAACCAUUGCGGUCAACGGAGCAGGCCAGGAUAAAAGCAAACUUUGCAGAGCCUACAAUACUAAUCUGAAUUGUUUAUAUAAGGCUGUAUCGGACUGUGGUGUGGAUGUCAGCACCACAAUAACAAAUGUCAAAACAUAUUUGUCUUCGUACGGAUGUUCCAUUUCCGCCGUUAGUUCCACUUCAGGCUGCGGUUCCAUGAUGUCGCUUCUUAGCUGGCCGUCCCUAACACUCGGGGUUUUUCUUCAUAAACUCUUUUGAAAAAGAAUUCCACGUAUUUGCAAAAAAAAAAAUAU
Saccostrea cuccullata (small rock oyster) is the source of this 508-nucleotide messenger RNA. RefSeq lists its product as uncharacterized. The coding region runs from base 105 to 473 and encodes 122 amino acids. Lineage: Eukaryota; Metazoa; Mollusca; Bivalvia; Ostreida; Ostreidae. The transcript has 5 exons. The record is from RefSeq and is a predicted model, not a curated record.